This is a messenger RNA of Cylicostephanus goldi, 819 nucleotides long. The record is from the annotation of a GenBank genome assembly. NCBI's taxonomy places the organism in Eukaryota, Metazoa, Nematoda, Chromadorea, Rhabditida, Strongylidae.
AUGGCCGUGAAUGGCGUCUAUAUCGUGUUGGGUGAGGCGAACACUGUGGUCGCGUUGCUGAACAAAGCUAGGAGACAGUAUCAACUUUCUCAUCAGCCACCCACUCUUGAGGAUACAGAACCACUUUUGAGGAACUUCGCAGACCUUAAAGAAGUUCUCAAUGAAGUCGCUGAUCUGGGUGAUAUGAAUCCGCUCACGUAUUUAUCUCCAUUCUUGGACGUCAUAAAGGCACAGAAUACUAAUGGACCUAUAACCGAAGCAGCGCUAUCGUCUGUAGCCAAAUUCCUGAGUUAUGGAAUGAUAGAUGCAAAUAGUAUAAAAGCGGCAAAUGCUGUGGAAUCCGUAGCUUAUGCAGUAGUACACACAAAAUUUAUCGGAGGCAAAAGCAGUGGCAGUGAUGAAUGUGUGCUUUACAAAAUUUUACUGGUUCUGCGGUCUUUAUUGCUUUCACCACCCGGUGCGCUGCUAUCCAAUGAAGCAGUGUGUGAUAUGAUGCAGUCGUGCUUCCGGAUUGUAUUUGAGCAACACUUGUCACCGCUACUGAGAAAAGCUGCUGAAGCAACUCUUAGUGACAUGACACAACUGAUAUUUACGCGAUUACCUACCUUCCAUGAGGAUGCGAGGCAUCCUUACAUCAGAAAAUUGGUAAGUGAGCAAUUAUGGUCUUUUUGUUUUUGUUGGUUUGUCUUUCCUCUUUCACUAAAUUUUGCAUCUGUUUUUGUUACCCUAAUUUCACGCUUAAAAGGCGUACCUUUUUUCGAUUUUUUAAGCGAGUCGCUCAGCCGCUUCACUGUGAUUCGGAAAGUGUUUGGAAAAUGA